GGCGCAGAUAUCACCGAUGGCUCCGCGCCCAGAAGCGUCCGCCGCGACGUCUCCCCGUUAAUUGUCAUCCACAUUGUUGGAGGAGGAGCCGUGUGCCCGUGUGUGUGUGUUCACGUCGGCGUACGUGUUUCAUCGCAGUGUGCCCGUUAUAACGGCCUCGUCUCACCAGUGCGCGCGCGGCCGGGCGCGCGUAUAGGUGUAGAGCCAGCCACACGCUCACACGUACUCCCGUGCAGUUGCCAGUUGAUUGGUUCAGCGUGGCUGCGCGCGGCGCGGGGCGGACGGGCAGACGCGAUCGACGACAGGCACCGGCUCCGGCUCCAUGGCGCGCCUCCUUCUUCUGCUCGUGCUCAUCGGCGGCAUCUGCGCCGCCGCCGCGGCGAGCUCGCCGCUACUCCCGGCGGCGGAGACGAUGCGCGUGAGCUUCGCGGGGAAGUCGGAGUUCAGGACGGUGAACAGGAAGCCGCUGGGUACGUGCCUGGACCCGAGCCCGUACCUGGAGAUCAGCGUCAGCACCGGCGGGGCGCCGCUCCCCGACGAGGCGUUCCUCAACGUGACCGUCUCCGGCGUCCGCAGGCCCGACCGCUCCCACUGGCUCGCCAUGAUCACGCCUUCAAACUCCAGUGUCUUGGGGUGCCCUCUGAACGGUGUCAAUUACAUCGAGACAGGUGAUCUGGCGAGCCUCCCUCUUCUGUGCCACUACCCUGUCAAGGCCCAGUACCUGACAAGCGACCCGGGCUACCUGGGCUGCAAGGCCUCGGCGUGCCAGAAGCGCCGCGCGUCCGGCACCUGCAAGGUCCGGACCUGCGCCGCCACGCUGGCGUUCCACGUCAUCAACUUCCGCACCGACGUCGAGUUCGUCCUCUUCUCCGGCGGCUUCGCGACGCCGUGCGUCCUCAAGCGCUCCGGUGCGCUCCCGUUCGCCAACCCCGCCAAGCCGCUCCACGGCCACCUCUCCAGCGUCGACUCCAAGGCCACCUCGAUGAGGCUUACGUGGGUGAGCGGAGACGCGAGGCCGCAGCAGGUUCAGUACGGGACGGGCAAGACUGCUACCUCUGUCGCCACGACAUUCACUCAUAAGGACAUGUGCAGCAUCGCCGUGCUGCCGAGUCCUGCGAAGGACUUCGGGUGGCAUGAUCCGGGUUACAUCCAUUCGGCACUCAUGACCGGUCUCCAGCCAUCUCAGUCCUACAAUUACCGUUACGGAAGUGAUUCCGUGGGUUGGAGUAACACAACCGAAUUCAGAACCCCACCAGCUGCAGGUUCAGGCGAGCUGUCCUUCGUGAUCUUUGGUGAUAUGGGGAAGGCUCCACUGGACCCAUCAGUGGAACACUACAUUCAGCCUGGAUCGACCUCCGUGGCCAAAGCAGUAGCUGCAGAGAUGCAAACCGGAAAGGUCGACUCGAUCUUCCACAUCGGAGACAUCAGCUACGCCACGGGCUUCCUUGUCGAAUGGGAUUUCUUCCUUCACCUCAUCACGCCGCUCGCGUCGCAGGUGUCCUACAUGACCGCCAUUGGUAACCACGAGAGAGACUAUGCAGGAUCUGGAUCGGUAUAUCCGACGCCGGAUUCAGGCGGCGAAUGUGGAGUCCCCUACGAGUCCUACUUCCCCAUGCCUGCUUCCGGUAGGGACAAACCAUGGUAUUCGAUCGAGCAAGGGAGCGUUCACUUCGUUGUGAUGUCCACCGAGCACGAGUGGUCAGAGAAGUCAGACCAAUACAAUUGGAUGGAAAUGGAUUUGUCAUCGGUUGAUAGAUCAAGAACACCAUGGGUGAUCUUCAUUGGGCAUAGACCAAUGUAUUCAUCCAGCAGCGGUAUUCCGCCCAGCGUUGAUCCGAACUUCGUUUCCUCUGUUGAGCCACUCUUGCUUAACCACAAGGUCGAUUUGGUCUUCUUUGGCCAUGUACACAACUACGAGAGAACGUGUGCGGUAUACCAGGGCAAUUGCAAAGGCAUGCCAAAGAAGGACGCAAAAGGAGUUGAUACCUACGAUAACAGCAACUACGCCGCACCUGUUCAUGCCGUUGUUGGAGCAGGGGGGUUCAACUUGGAUGGCUUCCCUAAGAUUGGUCUGCAUAGCUGGAGCUUAUCAAGGAUUUCAGAGUUUGGAUAUGCCAGGGUACAUGCGACGAAAACUGAUAUGUUGGUUCAGUUUGUAAACUCGAACACGUCGGCAGUCCAGGACCAAUUUAGGAUUGUGAAGGGAGCCAGAUGAUCCAACCUUACAAGCAACUUGAUAUUCACAAGGAGAAACAGUAGCUACUUUUUUUUAUUUGUUAGUAUAUAUAGCUAGGUACGCUGUAAAUAGAUGCUGAAUUACACACAUAAAUGCUAUAGACUAUCAGGCUGUGUACGCGGCUACAAUAAAAUUAAUACUAUCAUUUUUCUCCCUGAUAGUAACAUUUACUCCAUCGCAAACCUUUGCCUGCUAAUAUUUCAAGAGUAGAGGGAUAUUAGAUAAACAGUUUGAAGUUGA
This is a messenger RNA of Oryza sativa Japonica Group (Japanese rice), 2476 nucleotides long. Its product is annotated as nucleotide pyrophosphatase/phosphodiesterase. Gene Ontology annotation, molecular function: acid phosphatase activity; metal ion binding. Lineage: Eukaryota; Viridiplantae; Streptophyta; Magnoliopsida; Poales; Poaceae. The record is from RefSeq and is a predicted model, not a curated record.